Messenger RNA from Eutrema salsugineum, 1578 nucleotides. Its product is annotated as G-box-binding factor 2. Gene Ontology annotation, molecular function: DNA-binding transcription factor activity; sequence-specific DNA binding. NCBI's taxonomy places the organism in Eukaryota, Viridiplantae, Streptophyta, Magnoliopsida, Brassicales, Brassicaceae. Gene Ontology annotation, biological process: regulation of DNA-templated transcription. The record is from RefSeq and is a predicted model, not a curated record. Gene Ontology annotation, cellular component: nucleus. Bases 213 to 1292 code for a protein of 359 amino acids. The transcript has 13 exons.
UGGCGCUCCCUUCUCUCUCUCGCCCUUUUUUUCUCUCCCUUCUUCUUCUUCCUCUGUACCGAACUCUUGUUCUAGAGAGAGAAACCAUUUUUCGAGUGAGAGAGACGAACUUCAUAUUCGAAUUGUUUUGUUCUUCUUUCUGGAAGCAAUUUUGAAUUUUUGGCUCGAAACUCCAGUUUCUGUGUCAGUGUUCCACUACUCUGCAACGAGAAAUGGGUAGCAACGAAGAAGGAAAAUCCACAAAGUCUGAUAAGCCAUCACAAGCUGCUCCUGAGCAAAACAAUGUUCAUGUGUACCAUCAUGAUUGGGCUGCUAUGCAGGCAUACUAUGGCCCUAGAGUUGCCAUACCUCAAUAUUACAACUCAAAUGUGGCGCCUGGUCAUGCUCCACCCCCUUAUAUGUGGGGUUCUCCAUCGCCAAUGAUGUCUCCUUAUGGAGCACCAUAUCCACCAUUUUGCCCUCCUGGUGGAGUUUAUGCUCAUGCUGGUGUUCAAAUGGGCUCACAAUCACAAGGUCCUGUUUCUCAAGCCACACCUGUUGUUACGACUCCUUUGAACAUGGAUGCUCCAGCUAACUCACCUGGAAACACGGAUCACGGGUUCAUGAAAAAAUUGAAAGAAUUCGAUGGACUUGCAAUGUCAAUAACCAAUAAUAAAGUUGGAAGCGCUGAACAUAGCAGUGAACCUAGGAAUUCUCAGAGCUCCGAGAAUGAUGAUUCUAGCAAUGGUAGUGAUGGGAAUACAACUGGGGGAGAACAAUCCAGAAAGAAAAGAAGCCGGGAAGGAUCACUAACCAAUGAUGGAAAACCUGCAGCUCAAACUUCUGCUCCUUUUAGAGAUGAAAAUGAGAAACCCGCAGCGACCAUGGUGACUCCUAUUAUCCCCACAGCAAUGGAUUUCCCACAGCCGUUCCAUGGUGCGCCCCAUGAAGUCUGGAAUGAAAAAGAGGUUAAACGAGAGAAGAGAAAACAGUCAAACCGAGAAUCUGCUAGAAGGUCGAGACUGAGGAAGCAGGCUGAAACUGAAGAACUGUCUGUCAAAGUUGAUGCACUAGUAGCUGAGAACAUGACUCUGAGGUCGAAAGUAGGCCAACUAAACGAUGAGUCUGAGAAGCUACGGCUGGAGAACGAAGCUUUAUUGGAUCAACUGAAAGCUGCGCAGACGCAAGUAACUGGGAAAACAGAGAACCUUAUCUCUCGAGUUGAUAAGAACAACUCGGUAUCAUCUAGUAAGAAUGUGGAACAUCAGCUGCUAAAUGUAAGUCUAAGAACCGAUUCUGUCGCGGCUAGCUGACCGUGGCCCAAAAGUGAGAAACCCUUUUAUAUCUUCUUACAUGGUUCUUAUUGUAACUGAAACAGAAGUUUUUACUCUCUUAGAAUUUCGUAGUUUUCUCUGCAUUGUGAGCAGAAACUGAUGUAAUAUCCUUAACCAGAUGAGAUUCAAUGUGGUCUGGUGUGCUGCGACCACUUGAUUGGUGAUAGAUAGGUUUAAUUAUUGUAAGCGAAUGGAUUAGAGAUAGGAGAAGACGUAUUUGAUGAUCUUUCGCUUCGUAAUCGUUUGUGUAUUCCAUUGUUUAAUA